AUUCUCACCCGGCCGGCUGGCGCAGCUGCUCGGCCGCCGCGGCGCCCCUUCCCCCGUGGCCGUGACCCUCCCUACCCUCUCAUUGCCUGGGGCGGGGUCAAGGUCAGGCCAGCGGGUCGCUCAUUCGCGAGUGACGGACGGUCGCGGGCGGACGCGCCGGACUGCGCCAAUGGCCGCUGGCUGCAAUGUCAUCUUCUAGGAUCCAAGCGAUCAGGCAGCAAUCCAUACAUCGUCGACGAAAAGAAGCACGAGCAUCUCGAAGACUCUCCCCGCCUGCCAGCACUACUCCCUUGGUGAACCCACUUCCAGAUCCUCCAGCAGUCUCCGUCUCCAACUGCACAUCCGGAGAGUGCCCAUGUCAUCCGGCUUCACCACAAGUUCCGGACGAGCUGAUCGUAUCCCUCGAGCUCCUUAGGGUACCUACGCUUCCACAACACCUUCAAGUGGGCGCCGCGGUGAAGCCAGAGGCAACCACCGUGUCAUCAGAGACCUGCGCAGGCUCAGAGGCUCCCACGCAGGAAGAUGACUCUCUGGAUAAGCCGGAACCUGCACCACAGAGCGAGACAUCUACUGCACCUAAGACUAAGCCGCAAAUAGCAGCUUCAAACCCUGGGAUUGCCUCAACUUCGACCGAUCCCAAACCACAUGCCGUACCACUCCUGCUUUCAGUCCCGCCUUCUAAGAACCAUCGGUGUUCCACCACGACCGCGAGUCACAGCACAAACUCACUCUUCACCCAUCUCGCGUCAGCUGCCAAGUCGAUGGCAUCCGCUCCACCUGGUCCCAGCGCGGCCACCUUGGGCGCUCUGGCGUACGAGUCCCUCCUGAUGCCGGUGAAGCCGCCGACUCCGGUGGGUCCUCAGGCUCUGCACUGGUUUGUGGAUCGACCGACAGCCUCGCGGCCCGGACUAGCCAACUGGACCGAGCUGGCGGGAUCGGCUGACAGUCUGACAAAGCUGCUGCUCGCCGAGAAACCUCCGGAGGAGCCGCGGGUAGACAAGGUGACGUCCCUGCCGGAGAUCGAUCACCUGGAUGGUGACGAUACGAUGGACGUGGUCUACGUCGGAGAGAAGAGCUGGAUGUUCAACUAUACAUGUUGUGAGCUUAAUGGACACCGCGGCAUGCAGAAUGGUGAAGCCAAAGGAAGUCCAUCAGAUGGAUGUGCGGACCAGCCGAUUCCAAUCGGCAUCCACCACACGGGCGGGGUCGGUUUCAAGUCCAUCAGUCGUACCGUGCGCUUCCAGAACCCGAUUCAGGUGUCGCUGAAGCUGCUGUUGGACAGCAACAUCUUCAAACAGAUCGCCGAAGCCACCAACGCCUUCGCUCGUGGUCGCGGCGCCUCUGAGGCAGUGCUCGCCGGCUGGCGCGACACAAACUGGAAGGAGAUGUUCCGCUUCUUCUUUGCCAACCUGGUCGCCACGUCUAUAGCCUACAACAGGGAGGUCAUCACAGACGAGCUGCUGGUUCGAAACCCUCUCAUGGCUCGGCUGAUGGGACCCAAGCGUUUUCUUCAGCUGACCCGCGCCUUUCGUCUGAAGCACGAUGACCAAGACGUCGAAGAGUUUGUCGAUGGCGCCACGCAGACCGCCUUUCAAUGCAUGCCGUCUCUCAUGGCCAAGAGCCUGUGGGUCUACACUCUACAGACAUACCCACUGGGCUGCUACUGCCCACAUCCGACAGUUCCCGAGGGAAAAAUGCGAGAGACGAUCUCGAACGGCAGUCUGAACACCUUCGUGCUCGUCACAGUGCUCAAGGUGGGCUACUGCGUGCUCCGGAUGACCGCCCAUACGGCGGUGGACGACACCUACAUGAGUGGCAACGUGCCCACGCCGUCCCCCGAGCUGCUGAACCGCCUGCUGGCCGACGUGCCGAUGAAGCGCAGGUUCUUCGUCGCGGUGGGCGGAGCGACCCUCACCAUGGCGGAGUACUUCCACACACGAGGAGCAUAUUUCAUUGGCUCCGUGGGCCCUCAAGUUUACCGGCUGGUCGAUCCGGAGAAGCACAGCUUCCCCGUGCCGGAGGAGCCGUUCUCGGGGGUCUACAUGCAGCCGCUGCCCGGGAUACGGGAGGUGGUGCUCCUGAGGAACUACUCCAGGAGUGAUCAGGAGCAGGUGUGGAUCGGCUACCCCGUGCCUGGAGGCCGUCACCUGCAAACGCACCUGAUCUGCAACAUCGGCGCCGGUGAGCACACGAGGCGACCGAUCAGCGGGGAGAAGGACAAGGAGGAGGCCGUGCCGUACCUGCUCGGCACCCUGGAGCACCACCUGAUGGAUAACGAGCUGUUUGCCGCUCACAUGACGUCGUUCUUCGCCUGCGAGCCCCGGCCGCGGGCACCUUACCGAUGUGACGCCGUGUGGCACCAGUGUCUGCUCAUGCACCUCCUGCUCCUGAUGUUCAUCAACGGCUGGCACGCGCACGCGCACUCCACGCAGACUCCGCUGACCAACAAGUACGCCGUGAUGGACAUCCUGCACCACCUGUUCGGCUUCAUGUACGACUGGGUGGUGAGCGGACACAACGUGCGGGCGGAGCUGAGCCUCGCUUCUGGAGGCGCGAGGCCGAAGACUGGGAGGAGGUCGCAACAGGGUGCAGGUCACCAUCGGUCACGGGAGGCGAAAGGUUCAAACUCGCUCGCAGAAACAGAGAUGUUUUCAAAGCAGUCGACACCGGCAGUGGAGGAGUCCAAAGCAUGUACCUCCUUGGAGCCUGUGCGCGCGAUGUGGACGGCAGAUCGUACCAGCGAAUGGAACGACCUCCUGUGGGUGCACCGACACCUGACCUCUGCCACGAACGAGUGGCACGGCUCGACCGACUUCGAGCAGCGCAAUGACUCGCCAGUCAUUUGCUUCGAGGACCUCGUGUCGCGUCUGGAGGCGUGGCAGGCGAUAUUUUUCACGCGCAACGCCCGAUCCACGGGCCACUUUCCUCUGACGUCGCUGUGCGCUAUCGGUCCGCGUGUCAUGCACCACUGGGACCAGAUGUCGCAGGCGGACAGGUGGGUGUUCCACUGGGGUCAUACCAAGAUGGCGCCCACCACGACCACACACCGAGACGGCGUCUCUGGAGUGACACCUUGGCGUCUCUCCUCCCGACUGCGCCGCCGAAGGUCCUUCUGACGGGAGACGUCCUCACGUCCGGACGAGGAGAAAAGAGAUGGAUGGCGCCCUUGAAGGCCCUUCUCCUGAAGGCCUGAGGAGGACUGAGAGGGAAGAUAGUGUGAUGUAGACCGUCUGGCGUAGACGAUCGAGCUGGGCUGCAGCAGGUAGCGUCUGAAGGUCCGGCGAUGGUCAAGACUGAGUGAGACGUAGAGUUUGAAACGAUGACAUCUGCUUGGGAGUUUAACGGCAGCAUCUACCGCCUCCGUUAGCCAGUGGCAGUGAAUUCGAGCCAAGCAGUUCUUGUCAUUUGCUUGCUUAGCUUCGCCAUUGAAUUAGCCGAUUGAAUCGCUUUGUUUGUUAGACAUGUGGUUGUGUUUUUGUGGCGCGUUUUUAUGUGAUGUGUCAUUUUACUGUUUUCUUACCGAUGUUUUAUCGCGUGGACUUAACCUUGCAUGCAGUGUGGCCUGAAGAACAGAAUGUAGCGUGUCGUGUAAUAGGUUCAUUACACAUAGUUUUAGCAUCUAUUUUAUUGAUUCAGCGUGAAGGUUCUUGUAAUGCUAUCACGCCAUGGCUGCUCAAUGUUCAUGUUCGAUCCAUGCAUGUGACUACAAGUUCAAAUUUUCAUCAGUGUUUCAGCCUGUUAGUGGAACAGUGGCAUUUAGGCUCCAAGACUCUUUUUUUAUCGAACUACCGCUAACACGUAUUCGUAGAUGUUCGUGCCAAUAUAACUCAACGCACGGAAACAUAAGCUAGCUUUACUGUAUUGAUUGGGAAAAUUGAAUUUGUGUGGUGUUUCGAAGUGGCCAUAGGUUAACUCUGUCGUGAUAGCUCAGAAGGGAUUGUUCGAUGGGGCACCAGACAGCUGGUCGAAAGAAAUCACUGAACACUGGGUUAUAGUGCGCUGCAAUGUCGUCUUGCACGCUGAAGGACAUCAUUGGGGAAGGUAUAUGCCUUUGCGAAUCCUACUUUUGUUUGCUUUUCUUUAAAAAGACGUGCUGAGCCGCUUAGCAAAGAGCGAUGUUCAUCAUGAUUUAUCAUGUCACGAACAGAACAAAUAUAAUGUCAUUGCAUUGUAAGAAUUACAGGCAGAACACUAGCUGAACUCAUACCGGGCUUACACUACGAGGAAGCAUCCAGUCGUCGUCUGCUACCGUCUCGCUCGGGCCUGGAACUCGUACUGUCGCGUGACGGCUGUGAACUUCGCCUGGGUUCUGGCACUGGAGGUAAACACGUUGUCGGCUGCUGGGUGUUGUCAGUCGGCCCGCUGCG
Molecule: messenger RNA, 4367 nt
Organism: Amphibalanus amphitrite
Lineage: Eukaryota; Metazoa; Arthropoda; Thecostraca; Balanomorpha; Balanidae
Exons: 5
Coding region: 186-3116 (976 amino acids)
Source: RefSeq, a predicted model, not a curated record